This is a messenger RNA of Vigna umbellata (rice bean), 2753 nucleotides long. It is a transcript of the gene ABCG11, whose product is annotated as white-brown complex-like protein. Gene Ontology annotation, molecular function: ATP hydrolysis activity; ABC-type transporter activity; ATP binding. The record is from RefSeq and is a predicted model, not a curated record. NCBI's taxonomy places the organism in Eukaryota, Viridiplantae, Streptophyta, Magnoliopsida, Fabales, Fabaceae. Gene Ontology annotation, cellular component: membrane.
CUCUAAAUAUUUCCAUCGAGAAUUGAGCUCUCCCAAACAACGAAUAGUAUGUAGUAGUAGAUAUCAUAUCAUAUCAUGGUGUUAUAGCUGUUGUGUUCGUCAUCCCUUGCAUCAGUUGGAUCAGAAUAUAUAACACCCUUUGCUCCAAUCACUUCUUCUUGUUCAUAACAACAACUUACAAAUCCUUUCAACAGUUUCAACAAAUCUAUGUAUGCAACUCCACAAGGCUCUUUUUGCAUGAGCCAUCAUCUCUCUUAAGAAAACCCUUUCUUUCAGUCAAAACUCUCCAAUCAUACCAUUCCCAUUUCACCACUCACACUUUUCUCUCCCUCCUAUCCUAUUGUCCCCUUUUGGUUUUUCUAUCAUAGUAACUUCCUCAUAUAUAUACACUCACAUAUUCUAUAGGUUUCACUGCUUGGCUUUUGAAUUUGGUUCCUACCCUUUUUCUCUUUUGGUGGAUCGGAUUUGAUCAGUACCACUGAACUCUUUUGGAGAGUUUGGACCAUAUUGUAUUGAAGCCUAAAAGGUGAGUGUGUGAGAGGUUUGAAGAAAGUUAAUUAUCAUGAAAAACUCUGAGGCAACAACACAUGCUGGUAUGGAGAUAGAAGCAACAGCUAGGCCUUCUGGAAAUGGUUCCACCCUACCAGGGUUGAGUCCUCUCAGUGAGACCCUUUGGAGAGAGAAGGCUAACUCAGAGAUCAUUGGAGAUGUUUCAGCAAGACUCACAUGGAAGGAUCUGACCGUGAUGGUCACUCUCAGCAACGGUGAGACACAAAAUGUUUUGGAGGGUCUAACUGGUUAUGCUGAACCAGGAACCUUCACUGCUCUCAUGGGGCCCUCAGGUUCUGGAAAAUCUACUCUUCUUGAUGCACUUUCCAGUCGCCUAGCUGCAAAUGCCUUUCUUUCAGGCACCAUCCUUCUCAAUGGACGCAAAGCCAAACUCUCUUUUGGCACUGCAGCUUAUGUGACACAAGAUGAUAACUUGAUCGGUACCCUAACAGUGAGGGAGACGAUAUCAUAUUCAGCUCGUUUGCGUUUGCCUGAUAACAUGCCAUGGGCAGAUAAGAGAGCAUUGGUGGAGAGCACCAUUGUGGCAAUGGGACUGCAAGAUUGUGCAGACACAGUGAUUGGAAAUUGGCAUUUGCGGGGGAUCAGUGGUGGGGAGAAGAGAAGAGUUAGCAUUGCCUUGGAAAUCUUGAUGAGACCAAGGUUGCUUUUUCUUGAUGAGCCAACCAGUGGACUUGACAGUGCUUCAGCAUUCUUUGUGACUCAGACACUACGUGCCUUGGCAAGGGAUGGGAGAACCGUGAUAGCCUCUAUUCAUCAACCUAGCAGUGAAGUGUUUGAGUUAUUUGACCAAUUGUACUUGCUUUCUAGUGGCAAAACUGUUUAUUUUGGACAGGCUUCAGAGGCAUAUGAGUUCUUUGCACAAGCUGGUUUCCCUUGUCCUGCUUUGAGGAACCCUUCUGAUCAUUUCCUCAGGUGCAUCAAUUCUGACUUUGACAAAGUCAAGGCCACUCUCAAAGGGUCCAUGAAACUGAGGUUUGAGGGAAGCGAUGAUCCUUUGGACAAGAUCACUACUGCCGAAGCAAUCAGAACUCUUAUUGACUUCUACCGAACUUCUCAGCACUCUUAUGCCGCAACACAAAAAGUGGAUGAGAUAUCCAAAGUUAAGGGAACAGUGCUUGAAGCUGGAGGAAGUGAGGCUAGUUUCUUGAUGCAGUCUUACACUUUAACCAAACGUUCCUUCAUCAACAUGUCAAGGGACUUUGGCUACUACUGGCUUAGGCUUGUUAUCUACAUUGUGGUCACUAUCUGUAUUGGAACCAUUUAUUUGAAUGUGGGGACAGGCUACAACUCUAUUCUGGCCAGAGGUUCUUGUGCAUCUUUUGUCUUUGGUUUUGUGACCUUCAUGUCAAUUGGUGGAUUCCCUUCAUUUGUUGAAGACAUGAAGGUUUUCCAAAGGGAGAGGCUUAAUGGUCACUAUGGUGUCACUGCAUUUGUCAUCAGCAACACAUUAUCUGCAAUGCCCUUCCUGAUUUUGAUCACUUUUCUCUCUGGAACAAUCUGUUACUUCAUGGUUCGCCUACACCCUGGCUUUUGGCAUUACCUCUUCUUUGUGCUGUGCCUUUAUGCCAGUGUCACAGUGGUUGAAAGCUUAAUGAUGGCAAUUGCCAGCAUUGUCCCCAACUUCCUCAUGGGCAUCAUUAUUGGAGCAGGAAUUCAGGGCAUAUUCAUGUUGGUCUCAGGCUACUUUAGGCUUCCACAUGAUAUCCCAAAGCCAGUCUGGCGUUACCCAAUGUCAUACAUCAGUUUCCACUUCUGGGCACUGCAGGGUCAAUACCAGAAUGAUUUGAGGGGCUUGAUAUUUGACAACCAGACACCAGAGCUUCCAAAGAUACCAGGAGAAUACAUCUUGGAAAAAGUGUUCCAAAUAGAUGUGAACAGAUCGAAGUGGAUUAACCUGAGUGUGAUCUUCAGCAUGAUUGUGAUCUACCGCAUUAUAUUCUUUAUCAUGAUAAAAAUAAACGAAGAUGUGACACCAUGGGUGAGAGGGUACAUGGCUAGAAGGAGAAUGCAGCAGAAGAGUGGAGCACAGAACACAACUAUUGCACCUGAUGUUCUCACUCAGUCACCAUCUCUCAGAACCUAUGUCUCCCCUCCAACAAAAUGAACUCUUCAAAACUUUUACUCCUUUCAUUAUCAACUAGGAUUAGAUAUAUAUAUCAGACAAAAUUCUUAUUGCUUUUACA